This is a messenger RNA of Mustela erminea (ermine), 4667 nucleotides long. It is a transcript of the gene NFIX, whose product is annotated as nuclear factor I X. The transcript is spliced from 11 exons. The record is from RefSeq and is a predicted model, not a curated record. Bases 395 to 1879 code for a protein of 494 amino acids. Gene Ontology annotation, biological process: regulation of transcription by RNA polymerase II. Gene Ontology annotation, molecular function: RNA polymerase II cis-regulatory region sequence-specific DNA binding; DNA-binding transcription factor activity, RNA polymerase II-specific. NCBI's taxonomy places the organism in Eukaryota, Metazoa, Chordata, Mammalia, Carnivora, Mustelidae. Gene Ontology annotation, cellular component: nucleus.
UCCCUUUUUUAAACUGAAAGAGGAUGCACAGGAGGCGAAAUUGAACAUUUUUUUUUUGUUGGCUUUUGUUUACCUGGCGUGUGUGGCAACCGGCUCGCUCCCUCUCUCUGCUUGCUAUCCCUGACCUUUCUUUCUUUUUGCUCCUUUUCAAAAAAAUAUUAAUUUCCCCCUUCUGUGCAAUGGAGCGUGGAGGGGGGAGGAGGGGGAAGGGUUUGAGAAUCCACCCAAGCCCGGCCCCUAUUCCCCAGAACACCAAUAAUAACCCCCUUUAAAACAUUUACCUUCCUCCCUGCUCCUCCCCCUCCCCCCUCCCCCCACCCGCCCCCAACUCACAACUCUGUUGAGUCCAGAAGCUCAGAAUCGGGCGUUGGGCUUUGCCGGGUGCUUCAGAUCAAUGGAUGAGUUCCACCCGUUCAUCGAGGCGCUGCUGCCUCACGUCCGCGCCUUCUCCUACACCUGGUUCAACCUGCAGGCGCGGAAGCGCAAGUACUUCAAGAAGCACGAGAAGCGGAUGUCGAAGGACGAGGAGCGGGCGGUGAAGGACGAGCUGCUGGGCGAGAAGCCCGAGAUCAAGCAGAAGUGGGCAUCCCGGCUGCUGGCCAAGCUGCGCAAAGACAUCCGGCCCGAGUUCCGAGAGGACUUUGUGCUGACCAUCACCGGCAAGAAGCCCCCCUGCUGCGUGCUCUCCAACCCCGACCAGAAGGGCAAGAUCCGGCGGAUUGACUGCCUGCGCCAGGCCGACAAGGUGUGGCGGCUGGACCUGGUCAUGGUGAUUUUGUUUAAGGGGAUCCCCCUGGAAAGUACUGAUGGGGAGCGGCUCUACAAGUCGCCCCAGUGCUCGAACCCCGGCCUCUGCGUCCAGCCACAUCACAUUGGAGUCACAAUCAAAGAACUGGAUCUUUAUCUGGCUUACUUUGUCCACACUCCAGAAUCCGGACAAUCAGAUAGUUCAAACCAGCAAGGAGAUGCGGACAUCAAACCACUGCCCAACGGGCACUUAAGUUUCCAGGACUGUUUUGUGACUUCCGGGGUCUGGAAUGUGACAGAGCUGGUGAGAGUAUCACAAACUCCUGUUGCGACAGCAUCAGGGCCCAACUUCUCACUGGCCGACCUGGAGAGUCCCAGCUACUACAACAUAAACCAGGUGACCCUGGGGCGGCGGUCCAUCACCUCCCCUCCUUCCACCAGCACCACCAAGCGCCCCAAGUCCAUCGAUGACAGUGAGAUGGAGAGCCCUGUCGAUGAUGUCUUCUAUCCUGGUACAGGCCGCUCCCCAGCAGCCGGCAGCAGCCAGUCCAGUGGCUGGCCCAACGAUGUGGAUGCAGGCCCGGCUUCUCUAAAGAAGUCAGGAAAGCUGGACUUCUGCAGUGCCCUCUCCUCUCAGGGCAGCUCCCCGCGCAUGGCUUUCACUCACCACCCGCUGCCUGUGCUUGCUGGAGUCAGACCAGGGAGCCCCCGGGCCACGGCGUCGGCGCUGCACUUCCCCUCCACAUCCAUCAUCCAGCAGUCGAGCCCGUACUUCACGCACCCGACCAUCCGCUACCACCACCACCACGGGCAGGACUCGCUGAAGGAGUUUGUGCAGUUCGUGUGCUCGGACGGCUCGGGCCAGGCCACCGGACAGCCCAACGGUAGCGGCCAGGGCAAAGUCCCGGGGUCAUUUUUGCUACCGCCGCCGCCUCCAGUGGCCAGACCUGUGCCCCUUCCUAUGCCUGAUUCCAAAUCCACCAGCACUGCCCCAGACGGCGCCGCCUUGACUCCUCCAUCACCUUCAUUCGCAACGACAGGCGCCUCCUCUGCCAACCGGUUUGUCAGCAUCGGACCCCGGGACGGCAACUUUCUGAACAUCCCACAGCAGUCUCAGUCCUGGUUCCUCUGAUAAGAUCGACAAAAAGAAAUGACAAAAUGUAAAGAAGAGGUUCCUCAAACGGGGGGAGAAGAAAUUUUGAGACGUGGAAAAAUCCCCCAGCCCAGCCCCACCGAAAAGCAAAAAUUAGACGUCGUCAGCCACUCAGCCCUUCUCUCCUCCAGCCCGGGGAGCCCUGCAGGCCCCCAGAAGCAGCCCAGUUCUCGGAGAGCCCUCGGAAGAGGUCUCGGGGGAGCUGUGCACCAGCAGCCAAGCAGAAAGAAACAUGCAAACGGACUCUGUUAAGUAGAGGACAGAAAGAAAGAAAGGAUGCAGCAGAACUGCCUUUCUCCCCUCCCUACCCCGCCCGACCUUCCGGGGAAGGAACAAAAUCAACCCAACAAAGAAACCAGCACAGUUCUAAAGGGGCCUGUCCUCCACCCUCACCCUUUUUAGGGGAACCCCACCCCCAACUUGGGCCGGAGCUUCACUAGGGAGCCCGGGGGACAAGCUUGUACAAAUGAUGGGGGGCAGAUCCAGAGGGUUUCUCCCUCCAGACUCCGCCCCCUCCCUGCCUGUCUACCCGCCCCCCCCAGCCCCCACUGCCUUGGCCUCUGGCUUCUUCCCCCAGCUGCUCUGGACUAGGUGAGGCCGGUGCCUUCCUGGUUUCCCUGCCCUACCUUCGGGCUACAAGCCCCUGGGGCGGGGGGCAGGGAGAGGCCCCUGGAGCUAGUUUCUUGCUCCUGCAAUGGAGGGUGUCCUGUCACCCCACCCUGAGCUUCGGGGUUAGUUUCAGGGCCCCAGACCCCUCUGUACAGUCCAUAGGAAAAAGUCGGAAUGCUACAACAGCCCGUCCCAGCCUGGGACAGGCCCCCUCUUCCCGCCCUCUGCAGGCCGGGAAAAUCACUCUCUCGCCGCGCCACGAGUGAGGGGAGGUGGGCCCCAGGGUCGCCCCCACACCCCAGCCCCGCAUGCAGGUGCCCUCGCUCCGCCCCACCGGUCCCUGCCCCUGCCCCUCACGCAGACAGCCCUGCUGUGGCCGGGCCGGAGAGUGGAGCAGAAAGGGGACCCCGGAGCCGAGCGAGGAGGACGAGGCAGCCGCCGCUGCCACCGGCUAAGCCGCCCACCUGCGCUAGGUAGGCGUCCUGCUCGUCGCCGACUUUCAGUUCCUUUGGAGGGUGUUGGGUGUUGUCCUUUUUCAAAAGUUUUUUUGGAGCUUUCUCUGUCCCCCCCCCCCAACCCCACUUUCUCCACCAUAUGGGCCUCUUGGCCACUUCUCUCUGGAUUUCAGCUGUAAUGUCUUUACUCUUUCUUUAGGGGUGGGGCAUUCAUUGUUUGGGUCUUUUGCCGUCGCAACUGGGAACUCCUCCAUUUGAGCAACUUGGGGACAAUUUGGUAACACACCACAGGAAGUAGCUCUCCCCCCUCCCCCUGCAGCCCCUUCCUCCCCCACCAAGGGAUGGUUGGGGACCUGUCCAGAGGGUCUUCCGAAGCCCCCUGGGAGGGAGGGAAGCAAGAGCAUGCCCAGCCCCCCUCCAGGGUGUGACUUGGCCCCUCUGGCUUGUCUUUCUGUGCCUUACUCCCUCCUCCCUGCAUCUCCCUUCCUCGGCCCCCUUCUGGAGUCCUCGUGCCUCUCUCUCUCUUUCUUAACUGUAUGAAAACACAAAGCACAGGUCAGGAUCCUCUGAAAGUCAGUCAACCCAACAUUGCACCGUAGGGGUGGGUUGUGGGCUUUAUUUAUUGUGAAUCUAGUUUGUGAGGCUGUGGCCCCAGCAGGGAGGGAGGGAAGGAAGGAGGGGGGGCAGCUGGCUGGGGAGGCGAAGAGGGCCCUGACCUGGGCCAGAAGGGGCCGGCGAGUGGCGUCUCCUCACCCGGAAGCCGCCAGGUGGCUGGCCCCAGCAGUGGCUUUUGUUGGAAGUUGAGCGAAGGCCCUCCCCCGUGUGCGUGCAGCCCCUGGGGAAGACCGGGACUGAGAAGCAGGGGAUAGGGGAUCCCGCGGGAGCCUGGGUGGGGGGGGCGUGGGGAGUAGGGCGGGGGGGUGGGGGGCCGGGUGGGCCGGGCGUGACGCGCGGUCAAAGUGCAAUGAUUUUUCAGUUUGGUUGGCUAAACAGGGUCAGAGCUGAGAGGGGAGCGGAAGGGACCCCCUGCCCGGCCGCACGCGCCCCUUCCCUCGAAGACAAUCGGGGCCGCGGGCGCGCUGGGCCCGCGGGAGCCGGGGUCUGCGGGGCGCCCGCCCGGGCGAGGUCGGAAGCUGCAGGCCAGCUGGGCCGGGGCGGGAGCGCGCCCGGCGGGGCUGCCCGGGCGGGCAGGGGGGUGGGGGCCGCUCCUUUCCCAAGUGUCGUUGUGAGGGGGCAGGCGAGGGGCGACGAGGGCGACAGGAGAUGUGGGGACGUGUUAGAAGAGAAAAAAAAAAAACCCACAAAAAAUAUAUAUGGGGGAAAUGAACUUUUUUUUUCAUUGAACCAAGUGCAAUGCAUCAGAGAGUUUUCCUAUCUUUGUAUGUUAAGAGAUUGUUAAGAAAAAUUCUAUUUUUGUUGUAAUGUCCUCGCGGCUCUGGGGACGCUAAAAGAACUGGGCCUGCCCCGCCCUGCGCGGGGAUAACGAAAGCUGAGUGUUUUUUCCUUUUUUUUUUUUUUUUUUUCGUUCGUUUUCAGUUUUUUUUUUUUUUUUUUAAGUCGUUUUCCUGCGUUGACGAGGAUGAUCUGGGGUUUUUAUUUGUUUCGUCGUUCGUUCUCGGUUUCGGUGGGAGGGCUGAAGGAAACGUUCACAUUUUAGAGUUAAAAAAAAAAAAACACCUGGACAUUAAAAAAAAAAAAAAAAA